AUGAAAAAGAAGUAUCAAGGCAAUGCAAGGGAAAAGUGUGCACUGCUUCAAACGUUAGGAGGAGAAUUUGAGAAUUUGCGCAUGAAGACAAGAGAGACUAUUUCAGAUUAUUUCUCCAAAACAAUGACAAUCUUCAAUAGGAUGCGUACUCAUGGGGAAAAGCUUGGAGAUGUUGCUAUCAUUAAAAAAAAUUUACGAUCCUUGUUGUUGAAAUAUAAUUUUAUUGUCUGCUCAAUUGAGGAAUCAAAAGACCUCGAUGCUCUUUCCAUUGAUGAGUUAAAGAACUCAUUAAUGAUUCAUGAGUCAAAAUUCGUUUUACAAGAUAGUGAGAAGGAAGCGUUGCAGGCACUAUCGUCUCACAAAGAUUCUAGGCAUGGUAACAACAAAUGGAGGAGAAGAAGCAUCGAUGAUAGGAGAAAUGUUUGGGAUCAUCGUAUGCUUGAUGAAAAGCCAAAAACUAUAGACAAAUCCUAG
Molecule: messenger RNA, 474 nt
Organism: Gossypium arboreum
Lineage: Eukaryota; Viridiplantae; Streptophyta; Magnoliopsida; Malvales; Malvaceae
Exons: 1
Coding region: 1-474 (157 amino acids)
Source: RefSeq, a predicted model, not a curated record